UUGAUGAUGAUGUGUAAAAACUCAGUGAAGAUGGAAGAUUGACUGAAGAAGAAGAGACAAGGAAGGUGGGUUUAGCGAAUUGUGUUUAAGGUGUUUGUUUUAAUGCCGAAGGAGGGAGGUUGGAGCACUCGCUCGGCAGAUUUAUGCAAGGUAUGGAUGAGUAAAGGAGAAGAUCAAGAGACAGCCAAAAGAGAACUGAUAGAGAUCUUUAAGUUGCUAGAGGGAGGGCUUGGUGACAAGCCUUACUUUGGUGGUGACAACUUUGGGUUGGUUGACAUUGCACUUGUCCCAUUUUAUAGCAGGUUUUACACAUUGGAGAAAUUUGGGAAUUUCAGCAUAGAAGCAGAGUGCCCCCUUUUGGUGGCAUGGGCUAAAAGGUGUAUCAAAAAGGAAAGUGUGUCCAACUCUCUUCAAGACCUAGAAAAACUCUAUGAGUUUGCUGUCAAGCUUAAUAAGAUGUUCAGAGUAGAGUAGAGUGGCCUGCCUUUGACAGUAUCUAUAUGUUUAGUCUCCAAUUGGCAUGGUAAUAAAGAAGUUAUAGUUGCACAAUUGAAGUUAUUUUGAUAGCAUUAUUGGCAUGAUAAUCAAGGAGUUCUAUUUGCACAAUUGAAGUUAUUUUGAUAGCAUGCGCUAUAUCGAUGUUUCUAUGAGUCAUAUAACAUGUAAUAACGAUGUUUCUAUGAGUCAUACAACAUGUAAUAAUACAGGAUUCUCUGUCCUCAAAUUUCUAUGUCUCUCUGUCUUAAUACAUUCUCAAUUAUUAAAUCAUAUCUUAAGCUUCACAUAUGCCUCAAUAUUCUUAUAUAAUUCCGUAGUUGGAAGUGCAUCGAGACAAGGGCCGCAUGUAAUAAGUGGACUACAUUUGCUAGUUGUAUAUCAAGUUCAAAUUGACAUUCAUAUAUGCAUUACUGUGCUAAACUGCAUAGCCAUAUACUCGAGGAAAUGAACUACUUGUUCUUUAAUUUUCAUCAGUACAUUUUCUUUGGACCAAAAAAUGAGUAGUAUCUUCAAAGGAAAUAGAAGUAAAAGAGAUGUUUCAUUAGUUCUAGUCUUGUAAUUAUAUUGCAAUUUACAGACUUUUCCAUCACAAACAGAUUGGUGUUCAUAUAAAGUACUUGGCCGGGGGAAGAAACAUUACUUGGCAGUGGGAGAUUCAUUGACCAACCACUUUCACUAACUUUAAGAACAUGUGUAGUUGUUUGUUCAAAGCAUCCACAGUAGAAAUUACAGAAUUAUUCAUCUAUGAGGGCAAUGCAAAAUUUGUAUCUCUGCAUUACUUAGCAAUUAGAUCUUGUUUAACUUCUUCAAAUACUGAACAAGAUCUUCUAAUAUGCUUCAAUAAAAUGAAAGUUGUGUGAAUCAGAUUAUUAAUAUCAAUCAAAUCAAGCAUUUUUUUCAAUUAAAACAACAAAAAGUUUCUUUCUUCAUUUAAGGAGAAGU
This is a messenger RNA of Camellia sinensis, 1440 nucleotides long. The record is from RefSeq and is a predicted model, not a curated record. Lineage: Eukaryota; Viridiplantae; Streptophyta; Magnoliopsida; Ericales; Theaceae.